AAGUCUACGACAAAUGCUUUUCUUCAACAGUAAUAGUAGCAGCCAAAAAAACCAAAAAUCCAUAUACAGAAUAGAGAUAUUUUUUCAAAUAAGAAAAAAGAUGAGCGGAAUAGCACAAGAUUGGGAACCCGUCGUAAUUCGGAAGAAAGCGCCUACCGCCGCCGCUCGCAAGGACGAGAAAGCCGUCAACGCCGCCCGUCGCUCCGGCGCGGAGAUCGAAACUGUCAAAAAAUCUAAUGCGGGCUCAAACAAGGCUGCCUCAAGUAGUACAUCUUUGAACACCAGGAAGCUUGAUGAAGACACUGAGAAUUUGUCUCAUGAAAAGGUACCAACUGAACUCAAGAAAGCCAUCAUGCAAGCACGACAGGACAAGAAACUGACUCAGGCUCAACUUGCUCAAUUGAUAAAUGAGAAGCCACAGAUCAUCCAAGAAUACGAGUCAGGAAAGGCAAUUCCAAACCAGCAGAUCAUCUCUAAACUGGAGAGAGCCCUUGGUGCGAAACUUCGAGGAAAGAAAUAAAGCGUAGUGGCACAAGGGAGCCUUAUGGAUUCUCACUGUCUGGUUGAAUCCAAGAUGCGGUCAUGUACAUGAACUUUUCUUUAAUCACUGUGUUGCUUAUCGUUAUGCCUGGAUUCAUAACUAUGUUCCUUGUUGAAUCAGCUGUUUCUGCUGUGAAAUUUGAAGUUCCUCUUGUACGAAUUUCUUUUCUGCUUUUGUUCCUGACUGCUUUAUUGGAUUAGUUUAUCGUUCAAAUCAGCC
Messenger RNA from Nicotiana tabacum (common tobacco), 760 nucleotides. NCBI's taxonomy places the organism in Eukaryota, Viridiplantae, Streptophyta, Magnoliopsida, Solanales, Solanaceae. The record is from RefSeq and is a predicted model, not a curated record.